Messenger RNA from Fragaria vesca subsp. vesca, 996 nucleotides. RefSeq lists its product as uncharacterized. The transcript is spliced from 2 exons. The record is from RefSeq and is a predicted model, not a curated record. Bases 289 to 789 code for a protein of 166 amino acids. Lineage: Eukaryota; Viridiplantae; Streptophyta; Magnoliopsida; Rosales; Rosaceae.
CAACCAAGAGAAGGGGAGCGCAUUCGGCGUUCACACUCUGUUUAUCUCCAAUUCUUCUUCUUCUUCAUCUUGUUCCAGAACCCCUUUUCCUACGUCUCUGAAACUACGUCGUUUUCAGAAGACCCAGCUCAACUGCGACUAAACUGUUUGGCAGUUAAACUCCACCCCGAACUUGGCGGCACACGAUCGUCACCCUCAUCCAACUCCUCCACAAAACUCUUGACUAUUUAAUCCUCGGAAAUCUCCGCCACCGUCACAGCCGUUGAUUUCGAGCUGGGGUUGUAAAGUAUGGACAAUCCGACGGCUUUCAGAGGCGGUUAUCUCAACGGAGCUUACCACCCUUCAGUAUCUUCUUCUCGCGCCGAUGUCAAUUACAGCUGUGGCGCUUGUGGCUAUGAGCUGAACCUGAGCUCUAACAACCGGAACACGUCUUUGAUUGGAUCUAACAAGUAUGGGAAAUCUAUAAAGAGAGGGAUCAUAUCGUUCUUUUACAUUGAUGAGAGCAGAUUUAGUCAGGUUGAUGAACUCCAAUGUAAACCUCAUUUCUCCAGGCGUUCGUGGGGUUUGUUCAGCCGGAGAACUAAACUUCUUUGUCGCAAGUGCGGUAACCAUAUAGGAAAUGCUUACAAUGAUUAUAGUUCUUCAGCUUCUUACCCACUCGUAUCAGAUGGAUCAUCAGAUUGUUCAUCCUCAGGCCGUCAAAUUACCAUAUGCAGAAAAUAUGAUGUCAGAAUUCGCUCUUUGCAGCCUUCCAAUUCUGAAGAACGUGGACCUUCGUUUUUAGAUUGACAUCCUUGAACAACACUAUUUUGUAUUUCCCUCAUGCUAAAGAAGUAUCUGCAGCAACAGCCAAAUUUUUAUUUCUGCAACAAUCUGUGUAAGGGUGUUCUCUGUUUUGAUUGUAUCUGUUUUCUGCUUGCCCUGUUUGUUUAGAAAUUUGUAUAUAACAAUUUUCAGUAUUGAAAGAGUUAACGGUGUGGAAUUUGAUGUGAUUUG